Brassica oleracea var. oleracea is the source of this 1041-nucleotide messenger RNA. RefSeq lists its product as uncharacterized. Lineage: Eukaryota; Viridiplantae; Streptophyta; Magnoliopsida; Brassicales; Brassicaceae. The transcript is spliced from 7 exons. The record is from RefSeq and is a predicted model, not a curated record. Bases 71 to 889 code for a protein of 272 amino acids.
CUUCGUCAAAUUGCAUAAGAAUCCUCAAAUUCGUGAUUUCUCAAUUUCGCUCUUGUUCCCAAAUCUCACUAUGCUAAGAUGGAGAACCCUCCUCUCGCUGAAAAGCUCAUUUUCAUCACCUUCGGCGGCUACGAAAACCAUUCUCGCUCCAUUUCAUUCGACCAGUGUCCUGUCUGAGAAAUCGAGGAAACACUUCGGUUCCGAUAGAGGUUCCAAGGGUGGUGGUGGCACAACUUCUGAAUCUUCAAAGAACUCGUCUGUAAGGUUCACAUGUACCGUUAAGGAGAAGGGGCGUCGCACUUGUGCUAAAAAGACUGUAGACAAGCUUCUCUUCCACAGUGGACUUAACGAUCCCCUUCAGAAUGAGUGGAACAUUGGUCCAAAUCCGCUUAUCCGAGAUAGGCAUAUGAAGAAAAAGUCUCCACCUGGCCGGGGAAAGAAGCCUCGUGACAAGAAAACUAAACGGUGGCACAGAGAAGGAAACACCGACGACGAUUUUGAAGCUGAUGCUACUAAUAAAUUUGAGAAGAAAUGGAGAGAAGCAUGGACGGGCCAAUCUCAGAAGUCCUCGUAUUCGAGGGACUCGGCGUCAUCGGGGUUUCAAUGGAGAGAAGGAUGGAGCUGGACAACUCAGUCUCAAAGGAGCAAAACCUGGAACAACAAUGAGUCUUGCGAUGAGCCUUUGAUGGUUGGGUCUCAGUCUGAUAGGAAUGCUCUUGGUCUACCUCUUACUGGUCCCCUCAAACUAGAAGAUGUUAAGAAAGCCUACCGUUCAUCAGCUAAGAAAUGGCAUCCGGAUACGAACCAGGGGCCUUCUAAGGCAGAGGCUCAAGAGAAGUUUAAGCUCUGUGUUGAGGCGUACAACUCUCUCUGUUCUGCACUCUCUUGACGUUUACACAGAGAGGCAUUAUUGAUACAUACAUUCUUUAGUAGGAGUUAGAGAGUUUUAAAGUUGCUAAGGCUGCUUCCGAGAGAUUCAAUUGUUCUUUUUCUAUAUUCAUGAGAAUCCAUGCGUCUCUCAACCUAUCCCAUCAUUUGAUA